AUGACAAAUGGAUACAACUGGUGUCCAACAAACAUCUAUGAACUGCAUGUUAUACUUCUAGAUGACACAGAUGACAUAGUUGACACCCUCCAGAUCGAGGAGAAUGGGAACUUGUUUGGCAAGUGGAACAUCGUGUCUCUUGAUCUCAUCGAAAACGAAAGGUUUAUCUCAGGUGAUUCCCAUCCGUUGAUAGAAGCAAAAGUUUCUCUCGCUCGAGAAAAGAAAAAUGAACAUAUGAUACUCAUUGAGCCUGGUUUGACUUCUCAACGGACUGGAGUAAACAGAGGUCUUCUGGUCAAGCCUUCGAUCAUGGGUGAUAAGACCUGA
Messenger RNA from Penicillium odoratum, 327 nucleotides. RefSeq lists its product as uncharacterized. The coding region runs from base 1 to 327 and encodes 108 amino acids. NCBI's taxonomy places the organism in Eukaryota, Fungi, Ascomycota, Eurotiomycetes, Eurotiales, Aspergillaceae. The transcript has a single exon. The record is from RefSeq and is a predicted model, not a curated record.